Molecule: messenger RNA, 754 nt
Organism: Helicoverpa armigera (cotton bollworm)
Lineage: Eukaryota; Metazoa; Arthropoda; Insecta; Lepidoptera; Noctuidae
Exons: 1
Coding region: 104-754 (216 amino acids)
Molecular function (GO): catalytic activity
Source: RefSeq, a predicted model, not a curated record
CCAAAGAGGGGGAAGACGGCCGCCAACAUCCAGGCCACCCCCCAUAGCGAAGUAUUGCCAGACCAAAGGCAACAGGAGAUAGAAAUGAUUAUCGAGGACUCUAAUGGACCAAGUCCGUAAUCACAAAAUACUCCAGGCGAACCUAAAUCACUGUGCCGGUGCACAGGACUUGUUUCUGCAAACCAUGGCAGAGUGGUCGAUAGGCGUGGCCGUAGCUGCAGAACCAUAUUUUGUCUCUCCCCGCCCUAACUGGGUGGGUGACGUGGACUCGUCUGUAGCUAUAAUCGGCUCAGCGGAUCCCAACUGCACUCCUCCUACACUCAAGGAAAGGGGCUCGGGAUACGUUGCAGCUAAGUGGGGUGAGGUUAUCAUCUUCGGCGUAUACUUUUCUCCGAAUAGGACCCUUCCCGAGUUUGAAGACUUCCUUGACAGACUUGGGGCCUCUGUUCUUCGGAUGGCACCAAGCCAGGUCUUGAUCAUGGGGGACUUCAAUGCGAAGUCUACUGCAUGGGGCUCCUCCCGACCUGACAUACGAGGACGUGCUGUCGAAGAAUGGGCGGCGGUAACUGGACUCGUUCUUUUGAAUAGGGGGUCAGUUAACACGUGCGUGCGGUGGAACGGGGGUUCAAUAGUGGAUCUCACUUUCGCUACGCCGGCUCUGUCCGCGCGCGUACUAGAUUGGCGGGUUGUGCAGGAUACUGAAACCUUAUCCGACCACAGAUACAUUCGUCUGGAUGUAUCUGUGUCUUACUAA